AUGGCUGGCCUGAGGAUCUCUGCAAGGUUGCGACUCGCAUAUGUCUCUGCCUUGUUCCAACAACGUAUCUCUUUCAUUGAUAAGCUUCCAGUUGGGCGGCCCACAACGACCAUCACAACAUCGGCAAACUUGAUUCAAGCGGGGAUCGGUGACAAGCUUUCGAUUCUAGUGCAGUCUCUGACCUUGGUUAUCGCCGCAUACGUUGUCGCCUUCCGUUAUUCUUGGUCGCUGACGCUAGUUUCGAGCUCUGCGUUAGUAUUCCUACUACUUCUUCUUUCUAUAACGGUUCCUCUGUUUAUGAAGCUGCAAAAAAAAGUUGACUUCGCCAACGAGAAAGCCUCGUCAAUUGCGGGUGAGGCUUUGGGAACUAUGAGAACAAUUGUAGCCUGCGGCGCGGAAGACCGUUUAGGAUCAAGAUACGCAGGAUGGAUGGCUGAGGCUAGGCGGAGGGGUUUGCGAAUAUCCCCCGUCAUGGGAAUUCACCUAAGCCCUCUUCACUUUGCCUUGUAUUGCAACUUUGCAUUGACCUUUUGGUUUGGGAUAAGGCAAUAUUCUAGAGGUAACGUUGAAGAUGUUGGCGAGGUUGUCAUCGUUAUAUUUUCUGUCCUUAUUGUUGUUUCUGCCGUCUCGUCAAUUGCGUCUCCGAUCAUGGCUAUAACAAAGGCGAUCGGUGCCUCGGAGGCUUUUUUUGAAGUCCUGGACAAGCCCAGUCCAUCAUCGUCAGGCUUGAGGGAGCCAGAAGUUUCUGCCACAAAGGAUAUCAAACUGAACAACGUCACCUUCUCUUAUCCAAGUCGGCCGAGUGUCAAGGUAUUGAAUAACCUCUCCCUACGAAUUCCUGCCGGCAAGAUUACAGCCCUAGUUGGCCCUUCCGGGUGUGGCAAAAGCACAAUCGUUGGACUUCUAGAGCGUUGGUACCAACUGGACGAUGUGCUUGAGCCCCUUAAGAUCUCAACUGCCGAACAAAAUUCGAAAAAUAGCGACGAAGAUCAAUCUGUUGCUGUCGAUACGAUCGCACCAAAUGCUGGAUUUAUAUCUCUUGAUACCACAAAUAUCAUUGAUCUAGAUCUCAAGUGGUGGAGGUCACAGAUUGGCCUCGUCCAGCAGGAACCCUUUUGCUUCAACGCUUCCAUUUAUCAAAAUGUCUCAUACGGUUUGUUUGGAUCGAAAUGGGAAAAUGAGGACGAGACGAUAAAGCGACAGCUAGUAAAAGAGGCGUGCCAUGAAGCGUUUGCUGACGAGUUCAUUGAUAGGCUUCCACAGGGUUAUGAUACGCUGGUUGGCGAGAAUGGUAUUAAACUUAGCGGUGGCCAACGGCAGCGACUCGCCAUAGCUAGGAGUAUUAUCAAACGACCUGCAAUACUCGUUCUUGACGAGGCGACGAGUUCAAUCGACGUGCGUGGUGAGCGUAUUGUCCAAGAGGCAUUAGAUCGUGUGUCGAAGAACCGCACUACUAUUACCAUUGCACACCGUUUGUCUACUAUCAAGAAAGCCGAUAAGAUUAUUCUGCUGAAAGCUGGACAGGCAAUGGAAGAGGGCACACACGAGGAGCUGUUGUCAUUGGAAGGACUGUACUACGACCUCGUGAUGAACCAGCAGCUUGAAAUGGAAGGUGACCCCAGCUCGCCUGAGCGAGUCGAAGAAGAUGUUUCAGACCCGGUCCUUUCUAAGGCAAUAAGUGAGAAAAGAGCGGAAAAUGACAUCCUUGAGGUCGGUGAAGAAAGCAUCAAGCCCAAAUCCCUUAUCAAUUCUGUAGGGUUGUUUCUUUGGGAACAGAGACGACUGUCGUUGCUAUAUCUGUCGAUCAUAGUUGGAGCUGCUGGAUGCGGCGGUAGGCACAAAGGCAUAUCCACACGGCAACCUGAGACUAACUUGUUUGUAGCUGGUUUCUCAGUCCAGAGCUUUAUUUUUGCGCAUCUUAUCCAGACGUUUCAACUCACUGGGUCGGAGUUGCUGAACCGUGCAGAUUUCUGGGCCCUGAUGUUUUUUAUCCUCGCCAUCGCGGUGUUCUUUUUCUACUUUUUACUCGGCUUUUCCUCCGUGUCGGUAUCAACACACAUAGCCACUAUUUAUCGCCAGCAAUAUUUUGAAGGCAUCAUUCAUAAGCCAAUUCCUUUCUUCGACAAAGAGGAAAAUUCGACAGGAGCAUUAACAGCGCGGCUGUCCUCUGACCCAACGCAAUUGCAAGAACUUCUAGGACCGUACAUGGCGUUCCCUUUGAUUUCCUUAUUCAAUAUCAUUGGAUGCAUUGCCAUAUCCUUUGCUUUCGGAUGGAAGCUGACCAUUGUUUCAGUGUUUUCGGCUUACCCAAUUCUCAUUCUUGCCGUCUUUAUUAGAUCUAGGUAUGAGCUUCGAUUUGAGAAACUGAACAAUGCUGUCUUCGCGGAGAGUGCGCAAUUUGCAACUGAAGCAAUAGGCGCAUUCCGUACCGUUACAUCGCUCACGCUUGAAGAUUCAAUCAACAAGAGGUAUUCAGACCUUCUUCAAAAUCAGGUCCGAGCGGCGUUCUUAAAGGCGAGGCACGGAUGUCUGGUGUUUGCCGCAGCCGAUAGUUUGGACCUCGGAUGUAUGGCAUUGUGCUUCUGGUAUGGUGGACAAGCUUCUGGUCAAUUUGGAAGUUUGACUCCUAACAUGGCGCAGGCAUCAGAGGCCGCAAACAGGAUCAUAAGUCUCAGGACCUCCCCCGGUCACGAUGAUUCGAAAGCACCAGGCUCUGUGGUUGAGCUCGACGGCGGUGCCAAGAUAGAGUUCAGAUCCGUGAGCUUCAAAUAUCCAACACGCGAUCUGCCUGUGUUCAAGGAUCUUAGUUUUACCGUUGUGGGAAAACUUCGAUCAUUUCCCUUCUCGAGAGGUUCUAUUCGUGAUAAUGUCAUGCUUGGCGUCGACCCAGCGACAGUGACGGAUGAAGAAGUUUACCAAGCGUGUCGCGAUGCCGAAAUUCACGAAUUCAUCCAAUCUUUGCCAGACGGAUAUGCUACCGACGUGGGAAAUCGGGGUCUCUCUCUAUCUGGCGGACAAAAACAGCGGAUUUCAAUCGCUCGUGCACUUCUUCGAAACCCACAAGUGCUCCUCCUAGAUGAGGCAACGUCCAGCCUCGAUUCGGAAUCGGAGAAACUGGUGCAAGCUGCAAUAGAACGAACAGCUAAAGGACGAACAAUUGUUGUUGUGGCUCAUCGGCUGGCGACGGUGCAGAAUGCUGAUGUCAUUUUUGUUUUUGGAGAGCUCCACACAGGGCGGUGGGGAAAGAGGGAGUGCACCAAGGGAUCGGGGAUUGUAGAGUACGGCGAUCAUAGGUCGUUAAUACGGAGACAAGGUGUCUAUUUCGAGAUGUGCAAAUCACAGGCUCUCGAUCGCUAA
Messenger RNA from Uncinocarpus reesii 1704, 3357 nucleotides. RefSeq names its product multidrug resistance protein 1. Gene Ontology annotation, molecular function: ABC-type transporter activity; ATP hydrolysis activity; ATP binding. Lineage: Eukaryota; Fungi; Ascomycota; Eurotiomycetes; Onygenales; Onygenaceae. The record is from RefSeq and is a predicted model, not a curated record. Gene Ontology annotation, biological process: transmembrane transport. Bases 1 to 3357 code for a protein of 1118 amino acids. Gene Ontology annotation, cellular component: membrane. The transcript is spliced from 10 exons.